AUGUCAGAGAGCUCGACUGUCCCCCACAAGACCUCUCUGCCUGAGGGCAUCCGAGUGGGCAAUGUGUUGAGAGUUCGAGGCGUCAUCCCUGACAAGGCUGGCAGGUUCCACGUAAACCUGCUGUGCAGCGAGGAGCAGGAAGCCGACGCCGCGCUGCACUUCAACCCGAGGCUGGAUGCUUCCGAGGUGGUGUUCAACAGCAAGGAGAAAGGCAGCUGGGGCCGGGAGGAGCGCGGUUCCGGCGUCCCCUUCCAGCGCGGGCAGCCCUUCGAAGUGCUCCUCAUCGCCACCGACGACGGCUUUAAGGCUGUGGUCGGGGACGAGCCGUACCACCACUUCCGCCACCGGCUGCCGCUGGCCAGCGUGCGCCUGCUGGAGGUGGGCGGCGACGUUCAGCUGCACUCCGUGAAGGUCUUCUGA
Jaculus jaculus (lesser Egyptian jerboa) is the source of this 420-nucleotide messenger RNA. RefSeq names its product galectin 7B (gene Lgals7b). Gene Ontology annotation, molecular function: carbohydrate binding. NCBI's taxonomy places the organism in Eukaryota, Metazoa, Chordata, Mammalia, Rodentia, Dipodidae. The coding region runs from base 1 to 420 and encodes 139 amino acids. The transcript is spliced from 4 exons. The record is from RefSeq and is a predicted model, not a curated record.